CCAGGUGCAACGGCACACCUUACCUGACCAUACGCGCACAUUAACACGGUGCGGCACUCUGGAAAAAUGCGGAAGAGAAACAAUGAGCAGUUAGUGUUAAUAUUAAAUGAUCAUUUAUGAUUGGUUGAUUUUAAUGAAUAACGUUUAUGAGACCGGACAGAGCUGCAAUAGGGAACACAUUUCCCUGUUGGAUGUAGUUUUCUCUGAUUGAACUGCAUAUUAACACGAACAACUUCCCAACAUGUUCUUCAAGACUCGCGAGGAAAACAUUGAGCUGUGGGACAGGCAUAUGGAUGUUUACAACACUGAACCAUUACUUCCUUCAAUGCCCACCCAGAGGACAUUUGACUAUGUACUGGUCGCCCACAAGGUGAAUGAUGACACAGACCAGAAGGCUCAGAGACAGAAAGCCUUCAUUCAGCAGCUACAAAAGAAAAAUAUCACGAUCACUAGGAUCAUCCAUGAUGACAAAGUGUUUUUUGGCCUCCGUGCUCCAUGUGAGAUGUUUGAAGACUACCAGUACCUGCUUAAAGUCUCCGACUCCUGCAACUGGUGUGGAGAUGAGAGGGGCGACGUCACCCAGGCUACCAGGAUCCGAAUUGUCAAUUUCAUCCUUCAUCAGACCUUCAUAAACACAGGAGAGAACCUGAAAGAGCUGCUGAUGAAGGAUGUGUUUGAAACCAUGUUCUGCCUCCAUGAGAGAAAGAAGCAGAAACGGCUAAAGGAGAAGUGGGCUCGAUGGUCGUGUCUGUUUACAGGACAACCAGUCAACGAUGUCAAGUGUUACUUUGGAGAAAAGGUGGCUCUUUACUACUUGUGGUUGGGCUGGUACACCAAGUUGCUGGUUCCAGCUGCUGCUCUGGGUGUUGUUGUGUUCCUGUAUGGACUUGCUUUUUUCAACACCAACCCCCUCAUUAAGGAAGUGUGUCAGUCCAGUAUCAUCAUGUGUCCUCGAUGUGACAAGAGGUGUACAGUGUGGCAGCUGUCAGACACAUGCACCUACGCUAAGGUCAGCCAUCUGUUUGACAAUGAGGGCACUGUGGCUUUUGCUAUGUUCAUGGCAAUCUGGGCCACUCUCUUCCUGGAGCUGUGGAAGAGACACAGAGCCAGACAUGUUUCUCAGUGGAAGGUCUAUGACUGGUGUGAGGAAGAGGAAGAACUGAUUCUGGACAUAGUCAAUGAUCCAAACUGUACACCGAAACAGUUCAGACACUCCUACCUGCGCAGCACUCUGGUCCUCAUUCUGGUAACACUUAUGUUGAUGCUGAUCAUCGGUCUUGCUCAUGCCCUGGUGGUGUUUCGGGUGGUGGCUGCCCCUUUGAUGUCUGAGGGCAGCUGGGAGUUUUUCAAGGAUCAUGCCAACACUGUGGCUGUGAUGCUGGGAGCUGUGCUACACUACCUCACCAUUCAGAUCAUGACCCGGGUAAACAGAUGGGUCUCCCUCAAGCUGUGUGACAUAGAGAAGACAAACUCAUUCGCUGCCACAGAGAGGAGCUUCACAGUCAAGAUGUUCACCUUCCAGUUCUUCACACUCUUCUCUUCACUCUUCUAUGUGGCCUUCUUCCUGGGCAGGAUAAAUGGCCAUCCAGGAAACUAUGUGCGUAUUGCUGGAUGGAGACUAGAGGAGUGCCAUCCUAGUGGUUGUUUGACAGACCUCUUCAUCCAGAUGGCAGUUAUCAUGCUCCUCAAACAGACUCUUAACAACAUCUUUGAGUUCACUGUGCCCUGGCUGAAGAGCUGUCUGAGCAGAAACACUGCAAAGAAGCUGCAGAGGAAGUGUGGUCACUGUUACAGGAAGGCCUGUCGUGAUGAACAAGGACGCGUUGAACCUUGUGACAUCUGCAAACUUCGGGACUGGCUGCGUAACUACCACCUGGCCAACACUGACGCCUUCAGUCUGUUCAAUGAGUUCCUGGAAAUGGUGGUCCAGUUCAGUUUCACCACCAUAUUUGUAGCAGCGUUCCCUCUCGCCCCACUGCUGGCUCUCAUCAACAACGUCUUUGAGAUCCGCCUGGACGCCAUCAAGAUGGUCCGCCUGGAACGGCGGCUGGUUCCUAGGAAGACCAACGACAUUGGUGUGUGGACAAAGGUGUUGGAGGCCAUUGGUGUGUUGGCAGUGAUUGCUAAUGGUCUGGUCAUUGGAGUGUCAUCAGACUUCAUUCCACGCCUCGUCUAUCGUUACCGUUUUGGCCCCUGUGCUAAUGGAAGCACUCGCACACACUGCAUGCAGGGCUACAUAAAUGACACUCUGUCCACUGCCUUUGUGACACACCCAGCAGUUAAAAAAGAUUUUCUUCCAGUUCAGUUGAUCGUAAACAACACUUUUAAUGUGACACAGUGCAGCUACAGAGAUUAUAGGAGUGACGAGGACUACACUCUGACUUCUCAGUUCUGGUUGGUCUUGGCUGUGCGCUUUGCCUUCGUCAUCCUAUUUGAGCAUGUUGUGGUGGUGUGUAAGUUUAUAGCAGCCUGGUUCGUCCCCAACAAUCCCAUCCAAGUGAAGAAUGAUCGGCUGUACGACAAACUGGCUCGGCUGAAGGAGGAACUACUCGAAAUGAAACGUAGCAAAUCAACAGAUGUCUGGUCUCCCACAGCUGACCUCAGAUCUGCUUCCACUGAUGAGUCCUGACUGGUUGAAAUGUCAAAGGGAGCGAUGGUGGAACACAAGGGUGGAUUGUAGUAGACUUUAAUGUUGUGUGGUGUUUAUGUGUAAGGUUAUUAUUGGACUUUUUACCGUCAUGUCAUUGUAACUAUAAUAUUGUAUGGUUGAUCCUAUGUAUUUCUUCAGAGAAAGCAAAUGAGCUCAACUGAGCUACGUAUUCGUAUUUUGUGGAGCCACUGGAGGUCCUUAUCAAUCAAGUUUGCACCAGUAAGCUCUGAUAAACUUCCACACGUUUGUGUCCUGAACAGGCACUGUAGCACUGUGACAAUACUGGAAAUACGUCACACAAGUAGACACUUGACAUUUACCAAAACCACAAGUGUGGAUAUUGGACCAAUAUUACUGCAUUGUAACCUGGACAAUACAUACAAGAGUUAGUGAGGGGCAUCCUUGUGGUCAGUAAACUGUUCAGUGGACCAAAAGUUCAGACAUCAGUUUGUUUUCAUUUUUUGUUUUCAGAAGAUUAGUUUUAGGGGGAGUUCUAUCCUGAAACUGUUUCUUAAAUCUGCAUCUGUUCAUUUGUUUAGCCACUUAUUUGCAGCAGAAACAAACUAUGAAGACAAGUUUAUGUAUUGAACAUGCCGGCUAACAGUUCAGCAGUUAUGGAGCAACAUGAUAAUUUAUUUGGAGUGGUGUUUGUGUGUAGUCUAAGUCCAAUAUUCACUCUCUUUUAGCUCUGUGUUUGGUCUCUACUAACUCCUGUGUCAUAUACCUGGUUCUUUAUCUGCUAAAUGUUCCAUUGUGUUCACCAGGUAUUCUCUAACUGUGUCUGUUUGCUACUCAGCAGGUAGUGUACAGUGGGUGUGGUGGCAAUUUGUUUAAUAAAGCAUACGAAGUAUGA
Dicentrarchus labrax (European seabass) is the source of this 3503-nucleotide messenger RNA. RefSeq names its product anoctamin 9b (gene ano9b). Gene Ontology annotation, molecular function: chloride channel activity; protein dimerization activity. Bases 242 to 2629 code for a protein of 795 amino acids. Gene Ontology annotation, biological process: chloride transmembrane transport. The transcript has 24 exons. Gene Ontology annotation, cellular component: plasma membrane. The record is from RefSeq and is a predicted model, not a curated record. NCBI's taxonomy places the organism in Eukaryota, Metazoa, Chordata, Actinopteri, Moronidae.